Diaporthe batatas is the source of this 1526-nucleotide messenger RNA. RefSeq lists its product as uncharacterized. The record is from RefSeq and is a predicted model, not a curated record. Bases 621 to 1526 code for a protein of 301 amino acids. Lineage: Eukaryota; Fungi; Ascomycota; Sordariomycetes; Diaporthales; Diaporthaceae. Gene Ontology annotation, biological process: protein phosphorylation; mitotic DNA damage checkpoint signaling. Gene Ontology annotation, cellular component: nucleus. Gene Ontology annotation, molecular function: ATP binding; protein serine/threonine kinase activity. The transcript is spliced from 2 exons.
CUCAGUUAUGACUACGUGUAUAGUAGCGAAAUCGAAGUACAUGAAUAGGGCCAGGAGAAUGGAGGAUAUGUCCCCGGGUGCGAGUGAGCAGCUGGCUGCCCCUGGCUGUCAUGCGGUCUUGCGGCUGACUGAGAAGAUGGGAGAGGGGAAUUUGUCGCCGUGGGGGCGUCCCUGGCCCCAUGUAGGAUGCAGUGGUGCUCAGUGAUGGCGUGGAGCCGGUCCCCCAUCCCACUAAUAAUGUUGAUGUCCUGUUCUCUGGCGCGGAUCCUCAUGACCUUGGCUCGUCUUUCGUCGUCCUUAUCUCAGACUUGCUCAGCAGUACUCAGGGCCCGUCAACAACUUUCAGACACUUUAGUAUGAAGCAAUCUUGUGCAGUUUUCAGAUUCUCAUACCUGACGCCACGGAUUACCUAGGUAGGCAGCCGGCUAUCCUAUGUGUAGCCACACCGAAAUGUCAGCAGCAUUCUACCAUGCGAUGUUAUUCUCUAGGCUGCUCUCCAUGAGGAUGUUGGUGCAUCGGUGUUGAACAACAUAGAUGCACCACGACUGCGGGGUUUAAUUUGGGCCAAUACGGGUUGGGCGGACGGUGAACGCUGGCUGGGCUGACACUGGCUGGUGGAAAUGGCCGGCGGUGUGGACCUACCCCCCAUCACCAAAAGAAUAAACAUGGGGAAGGGGAGAAGAAGAAUACCACGCCUCCUACGCUUCAGUGAGAUAAUUUUUGUCAUGGCAGCCAAAGUCACAGCAUGGGAAGACCUCGUAUUCUUCCACGAGGAGGUCGACGACGAAACUGGCGAGUUCAAACACUCGACCUUUGCGCUGGUUGACGACGAUGACGUCGCUUAUUUCGGCGAAUCAAACCACCCAAGACACAGUAUCACCUUUGACCAACUCACAUCUGCCCUCGUUCCAAUCCCAGAUAAUGACGUGUUCCCAGAAUGGGCGUUCCAUUGCGGGAAGCUCACCCUAGCCCAGGACACCUUAAUGGAUUACUACAUCAAACGCCCAAAUCUUCCUCUGUACGACGUCUUCAAAGAACACAACGUCCUCGAACUCAUACCUAAAGAUCUUCUCGAAGAAGCCAGGGUAAUGGAGGUGCUCGCUGAACACCCACACCCGAACAUUGUCCGUUAUCAUGGCUGCCGAGUUCACCGUGGCCUCAUUACUGGCCUCGUCCUCGACCGACACCCCAACACCCUAACUGAUUACCUUAGGAACAAGAUUGGCUCGUUAGACAAGGGACCCUUCAUGAAGGCUCUCGAGCUGGCCAUCCACCAUCUGCACUCCCUCGGUCUGGCUCAUAACGACGUAAACCCGGGGAACAUCUUAGUUGAUCUGGAGGGCAUGCCGGUACUCAUCGACUUCGGUUCCGCGCGCGCGAUAGGUGCCAAAUUGGGAACCAGCCGGGGAACCAAGGGGUGGAUCGAUGUAUCGAUGGAUGAUUAUCACACAUCGGACAAGCAGCAUGAUCUUUUUGCUCUGGAAAAGAUUCGCGAUUGGUUGGACAACCCAACAUUCGACGACUAA